CAUCGUCUAAAUCGCAGAAAACAAUAAGGUUAAUUGGGCAAAGCUUCUCCACACACACACAAACGUCCGUGCAAUAAUGGUGACGGCUGCAUCCAUUGGAGUCUCAGUGAAGACGUUGUUUAUUGUAUUGUUUUGUGUGCUCACAGCUUCAUUUGCUCACUUGUUCAUCUUCGGUGACUACAUAUCUUGUUUUGAUAUACAUUCCAGGUGGCUCAUACUAAUAACGGCAGAUUUUACAUCAUUUGCUGUUGUUAUAGGGGCAUGGAUUUCUUACAAGGAAUCAAGUUGGAUUGUUGCGGUUGUUUUAGUGAGUACAAUGUAUCUAUUCGGAAGUCUCGUUAGCCUUGGAUAUAUCCUUACACAGUUCUACAAGUUGUCACAUGAAGAAUAUGUGAAAGAUCCAUUAUAUUUUGUGUUAGCAAGACGUCAAAAAAGGGAUGUAAGUGGAGGAAGUUCUGUUGUAGCUGCAAGGGUGAUCUUUUCAGUUUUAGGUUGCUUGGUGUUGGGAGUUUUGAUCUAUACACUUAUUCUUGAGUUAUCUCCAUCCUAUAUCAAAUAUUUCGCAUCGUGCUUCGUGACAACUGCCAUCGACAUGAAUAUCUACGUUGUGACUUUUUCGGUGUGGAUAGCAUAUAAGGAAUCAAGUUGGGCGAGUGCUUUGUUUUGGAUUGUUUUACUUGUAUGUUUCAGGGGUGUUGCUCUAUGCGCAUAUCUGGUGUUGGAAUUAUCUUACCUCUCACCGCAUCAACCUGCCUCCCUAAUAAUACUCAACGCCACAAACAGGGAAACUUCGGUGGUCCAACCUUCAAACUCCUUCAACUCGCUUUUGUGGAAUACUUGACCCAUUUUACGCUUUAAAUCACUUUGAGUUGUAACAUGUAUUAUUAUUAAAUCACUUUGAGUUGUAACAUGUAUUAUUAUUAAAACAUGAUAUACUUGACCCAUUUUAUGCUUUAAGUCACUUUGAGUUGAAACAUGUAUUAUUAUUAAAUUCACAAUCAUACAUAAAAUCGAUCUUAUGCAAACACUCAAUUCUUAAACAUGCUACUUGUGAUACUACUUGUUUAUACAUACUAGAAUUCUAUUAUGCACGCCAUCUAUCAUUAACUUUGCAAGCCUUCCUUAACAUGUAGCACACUGCCCCUUUUGUGGUCAUUGUUAAGUAUUCAAUCAAUACGGUCUUAUUCAUUUCGGUGAUAAGAUUACGCUAGUGAACACUUUGGUUUGAUUUAUAGUUGAUGCAUGCUAGUAUGUUCAUAUAACUUAGUGUACAAACAACAUGUGGAUUUGAGACAUUUUU
Messenger RNA from Helianthus annuus (common sunflower), 1300 nucleotides. RefSeq lists its product as uncharacterized. The record is from RefSeq and is a predicted model, not a curated record. The coding region runs from base 77 to 841 and encodes 254 amino acids. Lineage: Eukaryota; Viridiplantae; Streptophyta; Magnoliopsida; Asterales; Asteraceae. The transcript has 9 exons.